CCUCGCGCCCGGCCCCGCCCGCGCGGUAGGCGAGGCCCCGCCGCAGAGGGAGCAGGAGCUGCCGCCCGUCCCGUCCCGUCCCGUCCCGUCCCGCCGGAGCGAGGCAGCGCCGCGGCCAUGGAGCUGGCGGACGGCGUGGUGUACCAGGAGGAGCCGGGCGGCCCGGGCCCCGCCAUGAUGUCGGAGCGGGUGUCGGGGCUGGCGGGCUCCAUCUACCGCGAGUUCGAGCGCCUCAUCGGGCGCUACGACGAGGAGGUGGUGGCCGAGCUGAUGCCGCUCGUGGUGGCCGUGCUGGAGAACCUGGACUCGGUGUGCGCGCACAGCCAGGAGACCAGCGUGGAGCUGGAGCUCCUGCGCGACGACAACGAGCAGCUCCUCACGCAGUACGAGCGCGAGAAGGCGCUGCGCAAGCAGGCCGAGGAGAAAUUCAUUGAAUUUGAAGAUUCUCAAGAACAAGAGAAAAAGGACUUGCAGAUCAGAGUGGAAGCGCUGGAGUCACAAACUCGACAGCUUGAACUGAAAGCAAAAAACUAUGCUGAUCAAAUUAGUAGACUUGAGGAGAGGGAGGCGGAACUGAAAAAGGAAUACAAUGCGCUCCAUUCAAGACAUACAGAGAUGAUACACAAUUAUAUGGAACACUUGGAAAGAACCAAACUCCAUCAGCUAACAGGGGGCGAUCAGCUAGAAUCCACCCCACACAGUAGAAUUAGAAAAGAGCGCCCUAUAUCGCUGGGCAUCUUCCCAUUACCUCCAGGAGAAGCGCUGCUCACGCCUGAUGCUCAGAGAGAAGCAGGGGAAACACCUGGGUCAGAGCAUUGGAAAUUCCACGAGCUAAGUCAUCCACGGUCUCUCACCAGUCUAAAGGAUGAACUUUCUGAUGUUAGUCAAACAGGCUCAAAAUCUACUACUCCAGCAUCAACAACAGCUUCAGAUGUGCCUGUGCUACCUGCUGAAACUCCCCUGAAGGAGGAAGCUGAAGGGCUUGCAAAAAGCGCAGAUGCACUGAACAAGAAAUCGGAUGUAAGCAAGCACAUUGAAGUGCAGGUAGCUCAAGAAACGAGAACGGUGUCUAUUGGUGGUAAUGAAAAUGAAGAAAAAUCUGAAGUUCAGGCAAUCAUUGAGUCCACUCCAGAGUUGGAUAUGGAUAAAGACCUCAGUGGCUAUAAAGGUUCAAGCACGCCCACCAAAGGUAUAGAGAACAAAGCAUUCGAUCGGAAUACAGAAUCGCUCUUUGAAGAGCUGUCUUCUGCUGGCUCUGGCCUAAUUGGAGAUGUGGAUGAAGGUGCAGAUUUACUGGGAAUGGGCCGUGAAGUAGAAAAUCUUAUUCUGGAAAAUACCCAGCUGCUGGAGACCAAAAAUGCGUUGAAUGUGGUAAAAAAUGAUUUGAUAGCAAAAGUGGAUGAGCUGACCUGUGAGAAAGAUGUACUACAAGGAGAAUUGGAGGCUGUAAAACAAGCCAAACAGAAACUUGAAGAGAAGAACAAGGAGUUGGAAGAAGAGCUUAAAAAAGCACGUGCAGAAGCAGAGGAAGCAAGGCAGAAAGCAAAAGAGGAUGAUGAUAGUGAUGUCCCCACCGCUCAGCGGAAGCGUUUUACUCGCGUUGAAAUGGCUCGUGUUCUGAUGGAAAGAAAUCAGUACAAAGAGAGGCUGAUGGAGCUUCAGGAAGCUGUGCGAUGGACUGAGAUGAUAAGAGCAUCAAGAGAAAAUCCAGCCAUGCAAGAAAAGAAGAGAUCAAGCAUUUGGCAGUUUUUCAGCAGGCUGUUCAGUUCAUCAAGCAAUACAGCAAAGAAACCAGAGCCACCUGUUAAUCUUAAGUAUAAUGCCCCAACCUCACAUGUUACCCCAUCAGUCAAGAAAAGAAGCAGCACCUUAUCUCAGCUACCUAGUGACAAAUCUAAAGCGUUUGACUUCCUCAGUGAAGAGACAGAAGCCAGCAUAGCCUCCCGCAGAGAACAGAAGAGAGAACAGUACCGUCAAGUGAAAGCACAUGUUCAGAAGGAAGAUGGCAGAGUGCAAGCAUUUGGCUGGAGUUUGCCUCAGAAGUACAAACAGGUAGCAAAUGGUAGUCAAGGAGAUAACAAGAUGAAGAAUUUGCCUGUGCCUGUCUAUCUGAGACCCUUAGACGAAAAGGAUACUUCUAUGAAGCUGUGGUGUGCCGUAGGGGUGAACUUAUCAGGAGGGAAGACAAGAGAUGGAGGCUCUGUGGUUGGUGCUAGUGUAUUCUACAAUGAUGUGGCAGGUUUGGAAGCAGAUGGCCACAAGCAGCGAACAGGCUCGCAAAGUAGCUUAGACAGACUAGACCAAGAACUCAAGAGUCUGUCUUGUUUGACACAAGCCAGUAUUGCCAGUUUUCAGAAUUUUAUCGACCAACAGAAAGAGUUGAAACAUCAGGAGGAACUGUCGAGUCUCGUCUGGAUCUGUACUAGCACCCAUUCUGCUACAAAAGUUAUCAUUAUUGAUGCUAACCAGCCAGGAAACAUCCUAGAUAGCUUCAUUGUUUGCAAUUCUCAUGUCCUCUGUAUUGCUAGUGUACCAGGGGCUAGGGAAACAGAUUAUCCUGCAGGGGAAGAGGGCUCACAAGAAGCAGAUUCCAGUCAAGUGGACAAGUCCUCUUUGUGUGGGAGUAUGACCAGCAUCAGCUCUGCAGAAACAGAUAGUCUGUUAGGUGGAAUCACAGUGGUUGGUUGUACUGCAGAGGGCAUUACUGCACCACCUCUAGCUCAUGAUGCUAAUGGUGCCUCAUCUGCAACAGAUAAACAGCCAGAAGCUGCAGCUGAAAGUGGUGUGGUGGAUGAAAAUGUCCCAACAGCAGAAGAGGCAACAGAGGCAACGGAAGUCAAUGCUGGGACAGGAGAAGAUGUAGCUGAUGUUUCCCAGACUGGAGUUUACACAGAGCAUGUCUUUACAGAUCCUUUGGGCGUGCAGAAUACAGCAGAGGGUUCUCCAGCAUACCCACCUAGUGAGUCAGACCUGUAUAAAGAUAUAGCAGUGUUGCCAAAUGAACAGGAUCUUGUGAGAGAGGAAGCACAGAAAAUGAGCAGCCUCUUACCCACAAUGUGGCUGGGAGCACAGAAUGGAUGCUUGUAUGUUCAUUCUUCAGUGGCCCAGUGGAGGAAAUGUGUUCAUGCCAUUAAACUUAAAGAUUCUAUUCUCAGUAUUGUACAUGUUAAAGGAAUAGUAUUAGUUGCACUAGCUGACGGAACGUUAGCAAUAUUUCACAGAGGAGUUGAUGGUCAGUGGGACUUGACAAAUUAUCACCUCCUAGACCUGGGUCGACCUCAUCACUCUAUCCGUUGCAUGACUGUGGUACACGACAAAGUCUGGUGUGGUUACCGGAACAAAAUUUAUGUUGUUCAACCAAAGGCCAUGAAAAUAGAGAAAUCAUUUGAUGCACAUCCAAGGAAAGAGAGCCAAGUGAGACAGCUGGCAUGGGUGGGUGAUGGGGUAUGGGUAUCAAUUCGCUUGGAUUCCACGCUCCGGCUCUAUCAUGCGCACACGUAUCAGCAUCUGCAGGAUGUGGACAUUGAACCCUAUGUAAGCAAAAUGCUAGGUACUGGAAAACUGGGGUUCUCCUUUGUGAGAAUCACAGCUCUUAUGGUGUCUUGUAAUCGUUUAUGGGUGGGGACAGGAAAUGGUGUCAUCAUCUCCAUUCCAUUAACAGAAACUGUAAUCCUCCACCAGGGACGUUUACUGGGGCUGAGGGCUAAUAAAACCACAUCAGGUUCUGGAAACCGUCCUGGGAGUGUGAUACGUGUAUACGGUGAUGAAAACAGUGACAAAGUGACUCCUGGGACUUUCAUCCCAUAUUGUUCCAUGGCACACGCACAGCUUUGCUUCCAUGGGCACCGUGAUGCCGUUAAGUUUUUUGUUGCAGUACCUGGUCAGGUUGCUUGUCCACAGAGCAGUGGAGGAUCUGAAAUAUCAGCUGAUAAAACUGGUCAAGAAGCCUUCAGCCAGACUUCCUUGAAAUCUAUGUUGGUGAUAAGUGGAGGAGAGGGCUAUAUCGACUUCAGGAUGGGUGAUGAAGGUGGAGAAUCUGAACUCCUCGGAGAGGCUCUACAACUUGAACCUUCUGUAGCCAAAGCUGAGAGGAGUCACUUGAUAGUGUGGCAAGUCAUGUACGGCAGCGAGUGAGCCCGCUCAGAAGCAGCUGGAGACCGCAAAAAAAUUCUGCAUGUUUUUUUGUUUUAUUUUUGUGGAACCUGUUUCACGCCACGAUGUUGGAGCAUUUCUUUUGCUGUUUAACUUUAUAUCGCAAUUCUGUCAGACCUUAACUAUACAGGAAUUAGCUUGUGCUGUUUUACUGCACCAGUGUUACCUAGGUCAGUAUAAUGAAGUCCAAGAACGUUUCCGUUCCCAGAACGUGUGCAUCAUAGGAGGCAAUCCAGACGCAGUUCACUGGAUCACGACCAUCUAAUCAGCUCACUUUCUUGAUAGUUUCACUUCUGUCCAUUGAGAGAAACUUCAUUACAGCUCAGCUUGAUUUCUGUGAAACAUUUGAGUAAAACAGCAAAGUUAUUCCCUCGGCAUUAUAAAAUUACCCAGCUAAUGUCAGGUGAAUUGUUGAGAUUCAUCCAGGCAGACAUGCAGUGAGGGCUAAAAUAACUGUACACUUUCACUUUCCUUGUCAAACCCGACUAAUCUCGUUUAUAGUGGUCUACAGUUUUGUUUGCCAUCUUCAUCAAGAUUCCUGGGGAAAGAGGAGACUGUAAAGAACUGAAUGAUAUUGAAAUAAAAAUGUAAGGUUUUGUUUGCUGAAGAAUUCUAACGUUAGAGAGCUGCUGCCUUCAACAGGCUUUUUCCAUUCUCCUACCAUGAAUACUUGUCACAUCUCAGUGAUUUUUUUUUUUUUUUUUUUUUUUUCCAAAGGACAUUCUUAGAUGUUGAGAUUAUUUUAAAAUUGGAAAUAAGUUGUAAAUCCGUGAGCGGGAGAUGUGAUUUCUUUUGUUCCCCCCCUUCAUGUCUUAAAUCCAUAUAUAUCCUAACCCCCAGGCGUAAUCUUCUCUGCCUGGUCAAACUCAUGAGGCACUAUGUAGUUGUGGAGGUUACAGACCUCAAUUAGAGCUAGAGAAAUGAUUGACACACACAGGGAAAUCCGUUUGGCCCUAGUGAGAUUGAAGAAGAACUUUAGCUCUACGUAAUUAGGCACAAAAUAUGUACAUUUUAGUUUUCAUACCCCUAUUUAGGCAGUGAAGUACUGCUGGUUAGAGAGAAGACUGCCACAGCAGAUGAAAUAACACUAUAAGACUGAAUAAAUUGACAAAAGCCAGGAGAGUCUAAAAUCAAGGCUGACACUCUCUCUACUCACAGUAUAUAUAUGUAACUACAGCAGUGUGAGUGUAAGAUCAUACGUCUUCCUUUUACUUUGAAUCUCCUGCAUUGAUAUCAGAACUUUAUAUUUAUUUCUUUCAGAUGUGUAAUAUUUAUCCAGUUUGUCCCUUAACUUAGUCUCUGGGAAGUACAAGUUUAGGAAGCCUUUUUAAACAAAUAUUUACAUGUACCCCUAAAUGAUUGGGACCGUUCCUGACAGAUUAGUAGAGAAAUGAACAACUUGACAGUGAGAGACUGGAAUAGUUUCAGAGGAGUAAAUAUUAGAAACACUUUUUUUAAAACUGCCUAAACAUUUUUAUGCAAUAGGAGCAGUUCUGGUCUAUCAGGCAAACAUGUGUUUAUAUAUUUUCUUAAUUUUUUUAAAUGAACACAUUUAGCUGAGGUCUAUUGUGUAAAUAUAUAUUUAGGCAGCUUUUUCAAAUGCAUAUCAUAUUUGAUAAGCCAGAAAAACUCCAUUCAGGUCUAUUGGUUAGAUUUAUAUGUAUAAAUACUUUUUAAGCAGCAUAUUUUGUACAUGGCUGUUCCUUGCGUAAAUAUGUAUUUAGGACAUGAACUAUGUAGUAAAAUCCUUAUGAAAAAUGUCUAAUAUCUUGCUAGUAUUUUUCUCUUCAGGAUGCCAAAAGUGGGGAGAGCAUGUUCACAAAUUAAUUUCCCAAUUUUCAUCUUUCAAAAUCACUCUUAAAUUGCUUUGGCUUAAAGCUAAAACCCGGGAACUUUUUAAAAAAAAAUGAUACAAGUACAUAAAAUCAAACACUGUUAUAAAAACUUAUUUUAAAUAUAUAUAGAUUUGUAUGCUGAAUGUCAAGCACAUUUUUGAGUUAUAACUCGUGAAAUUGGGUGUCUAAGAAAAAUGUUGACUAAACUGUAAUGGUAGUGCAAAAUGCAUCACUGAGUGGUGCAGUUUUAUUACUCCUGCUGUCUUUCCAUUUGAGUUUAACACACUGGCCAUUUGAAAACUGUCUCCAAAGCUUUACUCACCAGUGGCUUGUCACACUCAUGGUCUCAGAAGAAGAAAAAACGCACAAUUCUGUUCCCUGGAUCUUUAUUCUAGUAUUUGAUUUGUACUUAUUAGUGAGCUGUUUCUCUAAACUGCUUCACUGCUGUCAAAUAGAGCAGACGUGUCUGGCAAGUGCUUACCUAGUCUUUUGCCAAAUGUAUCUGGUACACUGUGUCAUUCCAGUUGCUUCAAUGGACCAGCUCUUGCAGGUGUUUACAGAGACAGAAAUGUUCUGUCCAGUAGUGGAGGGGUUUUGAAGAAAACACUAGCUAUAAUUCUAGUACCACUGGGUAUAGACAAGGGGUUUGUGCACUACCCUGCAUUGAUUCAUUUCAAGUUUCCUCCCCCGUCCUAAAGAAUAGUAGGUGUUGGAGAUGUGUAUUUCUCAUCACAGUGCACUGGGAUUUAUAAACUCCCUGCUCCGGGUCACUUUGAAGGGUGGGUAAAGCACGUCAAAACCAUGUAUCGAGAUGUCAAUAUCCUCCUGAAAACCCAAGUCUCAAGAACGUGUUUAUGCAUCACGCUCAUGUGGUUUAAGCAUCAUAUAAAUAGGAAUGAAGCUCUUGAUAGUUACAGCUUGUUAAUCGUUUGAAAACAUUUCGAGCACAAAAAAUAUGCAGCACAUUACUUGUCUGGAUAAGUGUGUUUGCAUGGUAAAGGUAAAAUGAAUUAUAUAAGCUGCUGUAUUGUUCAUUUCUUGUCAAGGUCUUCCUGCAUUGGAUCAGAUAGAGCUGGCAGAGUGUAGACACUUUAUCAUAGGCUGCCUUAGUAACGAACACAUGUUAAAUCUGUUUUAUUAUACUAACUGUUCUAAAGAACGUGUGUCUUUUUAAAAUGCUGUGUAACUGAAUAUUUAUUUCCAUGUGAGUAUUAUAAAAGUUACCAAAGGAUUAAACCUGACUUAGCACUCUUGUAAGUGACCCUGUUGAGGUGGGGGUCUUACAAAGACCCUCUUCUGUAAAAUGAGACACAGUCAACUAAAUACAGCUCUUGGUGAAGUUAAAUGGUUUUUUCUAACAGGGUUAUGCCAUAUUGUAACAACCUAUGUUGCACCUCAAAGCAUUUUUUUUCUAUACACUAAACGUCGCUCCUUCCCUCUAACAAAAUUAAGUUUCCUUUAUUAAUUUUGUUGCACAUUUCUCAACCUUUUAAAUCUAUUUUAAACAUUUUAUGGUCUGUAAUUUUUUGGAAGUUUUUUGUCUGUUAGACACUUUACGCUGAAUUUUACUCGCCUCUGUAACCCGAGAUGGAUACUACAGCGUUAAACUUGCUGUCUGUUAAAAACUUGAGGCUUCUUUUCUGUGAGCAGGAAGCUCAUAUAGCAGUGUAGUUAUUUCAGUAUUUAUUUCUAUUAUUGAAUCCUUGGGGUUCAGAAUGUAACUUUGUACAUGAAAUAUAUAUAAAUAUGUAUAUGAAACAUG
This is a messenger RNA of Alligator mississippiensis (American alligator), 7749 nucleotides long. It is a transcript of the gene SPAG9, whose product is annotated as sperm associated antigen 9. Bases 118 to 4134 code for a protein of 1338 amino acids. Gene Ontology annotation, biological process: vesicle-mediated transport. The record is from RefSeq and is a predicted model, not a curated record. The transcript has 31 exons. Gene Ontology annotation, molecular function: kinesin binding; MAP kinase scaffold activity; JUN kinase binding. Gene Ontology annotation, cellular component: cytoplasm. Lineage: Eukaryota; Metazoa; Chordata; Crocodylia; Alligatoridae.